Tetrahymena thermophila SB210 is the source of this 1235-nucleotide messenger RNA. Its product is annotated as transmembrane protein, putative. The transcript has 2 exons. Lineage: Eukaryota; Ciliophora; Oligohymenophorea; Hymenostomatida; Tetrahymenidae. The record is from RefSeq and is a predicted model, not a curated record.
AAAAUUUAGAAUGUUCUACUAAUCCUAUUACAAAAAAUAUGCUAAAAAAAAUAAAAAAAAGUAAUUUGUUAAUUAGCUAAUAAUUUCUCGAUAAUAAUAAGUAACUUUAAGAGAUGUCAGAAGUUGAAAAAAUGCACUAUGUCCCUAAUGAAGUUCUGAGGAUAGAAAGUAUACUUUCAAAACAAAUGAGUUCUACUGCAAAAUCUAAAUUUUAAAAACUUAAGAACAAGAACUAGAGGAAAGAAAUCACGGUUUAUCCUCCGAAAUGGAAUAAUGGCGAAAUUAGUGCUUAUUAUUUAUUUAUGAUAACAGUGCCUUAAAUCAUAAUAAUAUCCUUGUGGGCUUCGGGAAUUUUUAUAGAAUAUCAUUAUAUGGGAUUAACAUUUACUAUUUUUGUAUAUCUAUCUUACCUCAUCGAGUCUUUUAGGUGUAAUACUUUUAAGCAACUAUUUAAUGCAAGAGAGCAAGAUAGCUUUUUCAAAGAUUUAAAAAAUUAUAAAGAAGGAAAACCAGAGAUUUGCCUCGAUAUUAAAUGCUAUUCAAAUAUGGAUAAAUAUGGAUCAAAAACUAACUAUACUUAUAUGGAAUAAGUUAAGUUUGACUAUGAUUCUUAUGUUGAUAAAUCUUCUUCGUUUCCAAAUGUGUUUGACUCAUAUUCAAUAGUAAGAGUGCAAAAUAUAUUAACUUUUUCAUAUAAUGAUUAACUCUCAGAGUAUUACUUUGAGUCUAAGAGAAGGAAUGCCCUUCAUAGAUGCUUCAUAGAGAGUAAUUGUGUAAAAUAAUUUAACAACUCAAAGGUUCAUGGUCAAGUUUGUCAUAUGAUAAUUAAAUAAAAUACAGCAUCAAACUUCUUCUAUUCUUGGAUCACAUACUCAAUAUUUACUAUAGUAGGAUUGAAUAUUGUUUAUAGAUUAAUUUUGAAUACUCAUUCUCCAUUUGUUUAGAAUUAUAUCCACAAAGUAAUUUAAGCGAAGAUUAAUCAUAAAAAAUUGUUAGACGAUUAACUUAAGUAGGCAGAUUUUUUAAAUGAAAAUAAAAAAAUAGCAUAAGAGGAAUAUGAAGAAAUUAAGUAAUACUAUGAUAAGUACUAUUAAUAAAAUGAAUCAUUUUUGAAUGUCAAUUAUUAAACACCUGAAUUAUCCUCAUAAGGAAGUAAAUAAACUUAACCUUCAGAAGUAUUAAAAUUCAAUAAUUAAAAUCAUCUUAGCAAAAAUGACGCUGAAGUGUUUCUUUGA